Molecule: messenger RNA, 4325 nt
Organism: Sarcophilus harrisii (Tasmanian devil)
Lineage: Eukaryota; Metazoa; Chordata; Mammalia; Dasyuromorphia; Dasyuridae
Gene: NAALADL2
Product: N-acetylated alpha-linked acidic dipeptidase like 2
Exons: 17
Coding region: 533-2869 (778 amino acids)
Source: RefSeq, a predicted model, not a curated record
GAGAAAGCUGAAAAUAACAACAAACAGGAUCUCAAGAGUUGGAAGGACCAUUUGGGGCCAACCCACACCUGAACAAGAAUUUCAUCUUCCACAUCACCAAGAAGGGAUCAUCUAGCCUCAACUUCAAGGGUCAGCCCAGCCAAGAUCAAGGAGACGGUGUAACAGAAGGCUGGCACCAGGUGAUGGUUUCUUUUGACCACGCCAGCUCAUGAAGUCAUCUAUUAAGGUCUGGAGGGGUUGUGAUCUCUGUCUGUGGAAAGGUGUACUCUUCCUACUGAGAAAAUCAACAACCUUUUGAAACAUCAGAUGCAUUAGUUGAAAACUGCAAAAACAAGGAUAGAAAUAUGCCUGAAUGAAACAGCAGUCUACGAGAGAUGCCCUUUGCUGCCUCAAGGUUUAAUCUCUGGAAUACGUUCUUUCUAACAAACCUUGGAUUACACUGUACUUCAUUUGGCCUCUCUUCUCUUCAAGCCACUUCAAAACUAUCCACUCUCAUUAGUACUCUUAACAUCCCUGUGGCUUGGGUAAAAAGAUGGCCUAUCAAAAGGUGAAUGCAGAUCAGAGAGCCACGGGACAUUCUCAGUACUUAGACAGCGAUGACCUUCAGGCCACUGCCCUUGACCUGGAAUGGGACAUGGAACAGGAGUUGGAGGAACCUGGCUUUGACCGUUUCCAGCUUGAUAGUGCUGAGAACCAGAACCUGGGGAAUUCAGAAACUGCCGACCUGGAUCUCGAUUCCAUUCAGCCAGGUACAUCCCCCAAAGGAAGGUUCCAGCGACUUCAGGAGGAUUCAGACUAUGUGACCCGGUACCCAAGGGCAACACCAAAGAGCAACCACUGUAAUAUUUUCCGCUUUUCCAAAAUCUUUUGCACUCUGACCCUCUUAUUUAUUUUGGGGAUUGUGAUUGGAUACUAUGCGCAUAAAAAAUGCCCUUCCCAGGAUCCUUCUCCAGGAAUGUCAGAUCCUCAUCUGUACCAGGAGAUCCUUAAGGAGAUCAAAGCAGAAGACAUCCAGAAGCUUUUCAGGCAUUUGAUACAAUUAACUAAAAGUGGAGAUGACACAGAGUUUUCAGAGAAGCUCAAGGCUCAGUGGACUUCUCAUGGCCUAGAAGAGGUACAGCUUUUCAAUUACUCCGUCCUGCUUAGCUUGCCGGGCUCUUCUCCAAAUACGGUGACUCUGAACAACAGCAGCCAAUGCUUUUAUCCUAAUGGCCAGCCAUGUGACCAAGAACCCAGCAAGGAUCCCAGCCAAGGACCGCUGUUCUCAUAUGCUGCGUACUCUGCCAGAGGAACUCUCGAGGCGGAAGUCAUUGAUGUGAUGUAUGGGACUGUCGAAGAUGUAACCCGGAUUCGAGUGAUGAAAAACGUGACCAAUAAGAUUGCCCUUUUAAAGCUAGGAAAGCUCCCUUUACUCUACAAGCUUUCACUAUUGGAAAAAGCUGGAUUUGGAGGCGUUCUUCUUUACGUUGAUCCUUGUGAUUUACCCAAGACUACCAACCCUAGCCACAGUCCCUUCAUGGUUUCACUGAAUCCUGGAGGAGACCCUUCUACACCUGGUUAUCCCAGUAUUGAUGGGAGCUUCAGAGAAAGCCGGAUGGACCUCACACGUUUGCUGGUGCAGCCCAUCUCUGUGUCUCUUGCUGCCAAACUGUUUGCUUUGCCCAAGGAGCGAGGUCAGCCUGGCGCCUGCAAGCCUCUGCAGUUCCCACAGGAUGAAAUCAGAAUUGUGACAAUGAAAGUUCAGACAGUCACAGAAUACAAGAAACUCACCAAUGUUGUUGGUUAUCUCAAGGGAGCGUCAUUUCCUGAUCGGUAUGUCAUCGUGGGCAGCCACCAUCACAAUCCUUAUGGCUACAAUGGACAAGAAUGGGCAAGUGGAACCGCCAUCAUCACAGCAUUUAUCCAGGCCUUGAUGCUAAAAGUGAAAAGAGGCUGGCGACCCGAUCGGACCAUCAUCCUAUGCUCAUGGGGAGGAACAACUUUUGGAAAUAUUGGCUCCUAUGAAUGGGCAGAGGAUUUCAAGAAAGUGCUUCAGAAAAAUGUUGUCGCUUAUGUCAGCCUUCAUAAUCCUAUAAGGGGUAACUCCAGCCUGCAUCCUAUCGCAUCUCCUUCUCUUCAACAACUGGUGGCAGAGAAAAAGAAUUUCAACUGCUCUUGGAGAACAAAGUGCCCAGAAGCCAACCUCAGUUCUGUGCAGAUGCAAGGAGAUGGAGAUUUCUUCAUCAACCACCUUGGAACCCCCAGUUUGCAGGUUCUCUAUGAGGACAUCAAAGCAUUAGAGGGUCCAAGUUUUCUCUCUGAGGCCCUUUUUCCUGUACGGCUUGCAGAAAUUGAAGAAUUGGAUCCUUUCUUCAACCUUCAUGAAACUAUUGCAAAGCUCUCAGGAGAAGUGAUUUUGCAAAUUGCCAAUGAUCCAGUUCUGCCCUUGAAUGCUCUGGAUAUAGCAUUAGAAGUUCAAAACAGCCUUAAAGGUGACCAUGCCCACAUGUUCCAGCUGCUGGAGAUGGCAUCCCGCCUGAGGGACAGUGCCGAAUUGUUCCAGUCAGAUGAGAUGCGCCCUGCUAAUGAUCCCAAAGAGAGAGCCCCUCUUCGAGUCAGGAUGCUGAAUGACAUUCUCCAAAACCUGGAGAAGAAUUUCUUAGUACAGCAGGUGCCUCCAGGUUUUUACCGAAACAUUCUAUACAGGCUGGAUGAGAAGACCCACCAGUUUUCCAUACUCCAUGAAGCUUGGCAACAUGAAAAGUUACAUCUGUCAAAUGAGACCCUUCAAGUAGCACUGUCCAAGGUGCUGAACAGCAUCAAUUCAGCUCAGGUUUUCUUCAAAGCAGGACUUGAUGUGUUUGAGAGUGGCUUGUUGGGGAAGAACUGAGAAAAUUCUCAACAUUUUAGAAGAAAGUUUGUUUACAAUUCAGCAAACAAAAGCUCUAUUCUGACCAGGAUUUCUGUGAGGUUGAAGGCUUUUUUUCAAUAGGUUUUCAACUGUUGUCUAAAAAUACUAUUAUGUGUUUUAAAAUGUAUGUGAAAAAGAGCCUUUUGCACAUUUACUAUUUUUCAUACACCUACAUUUUGAAAUGUGUAAGAGCAAGUUAUAGGAUUAACACUUCAGAUUUAUCUUUUAGAAAGAAAUCUGCUGUAUUUUUAUAUACAUAUUGAAAAAAAAUACUAUGUUUUGGGGACUGAAGCCCAAAAAGUUCUGGACAAUCUUUGCUCCUGUGGAUGAAACAUAGGAAUGUUAUUUAUCUCCUACAUUUAAGCACUAUUAGUGACCCAGUUUCUAAAAUAGAAAUGGAGAAUUGAUAAAGUUGCAGUUUAAUUUCAAUGGUAAGUGUUUUUUAUGAAGAAUUCAGCUGUUUCAACUGAGUGACCAGUUGACCAAAAACUCCUUUGAAUGUUUCUGUUUGUGACAUGAAGUGCCUGAUUUUAAUCCAACUAGAUGUAGUAAUACACUGGUUACAAAAAUAAAGUUUUCAAGUGUUACCAAUCAAAGAGCCAUAAACAGUCUAGGGAAACUCUUGAGGUAUAUCUGCAUAGAACAAUUUAAAUGCAAAUUUUCCCUAAUAAGAUACAUAGUAAAGCUUUGAAUCUUCACAUUUUUUUCUCAGUUGAGUUUGUAAGAAUGUAAGGAAAGAUACAAAUCUCUGAAACAGAAGAAUAUAUGGGGAUGCCGGAAGAAACCAUUGUUACCUCAGGCUCCCUUUAAAAAGGACUCAUUACUCAGUGUUCUUAUUUGUAGCUUGAGCAACAUUGUUGUGAGGCAUUUUCUCAAAGAACAAGUCAAAAGUACUUUUAUAGAAAUGAAGACCAAGUUUCUUUUUGAAAACAUGAAUAUUUUAGAGAGAAGAAAGUUCCUUUUUCCAUCACUAAAGAAAAGUGGAUUUUGGGGAAUGAACAUGAUUGCUUUGACCCAGUGAAAAUUUUAUUAAUUUUUAAUGAAGGAAAUUUUAUUAAUGGUUCCUCCAACCCCAUCUGACCUCCUUAAUGGUAGCAAUAGGUGUUGAUGACAUCAAACGUGACUUUGGACAGGAGAAUGUAAUUUAGGGUACAGUGGUUCUGAUACUGGCUCACUGUGAGAAAUGGGUUAAUUUUAUAGAUAGGCUUUAUCUUUCCUCUCCCUCUCAACCUUUUAGAGCAACUUCGACUUUGAACUACUGUAGGAAAAGCAAUUUUGUAGACUAGAUCUGGCUAUAGAUGAACAUAACAACUCCUAAAUCCACUAUUCUCCAUAAUCUUCCAUCAUGUAACAUUUUAAACCUCUACAGUAUUCUCUUAGUCUAUUUGAAAAAUGUAUUUCUGAUAUCAGAUAAACUGAUUCCAUUUGAAAACCU